Molecule: messenger RNA, 1413 nt
Organism: Xenopus laevis (African clawed frog)
Lineage: Eukaryota; Metazoa; Chordata; Amphibia; Anura; Pipidae
Gene: nkain4.S
Product: Sodium/potassium transporting ATPase interacting 4 S homeolog
Biological process (GO): regulation of sodium ion transport
Cellular component (GO): membrane; plasma membrane
Source: RefSeq, marked provisional
CUCACAUCCCAGGCAGCAUGAGCCAGGAGGGAGACAGCUAGCCCAGGCGGUUGUGCUUAGAGAGGGAUUCUUUGCCAAACCCAUGCGCUCCAUCUUAGAGGAUGGCAUGCUGUACUGGGAGAUGCACCUUAAUUCUACUCUGCACCCUUCAGCUGGUAGCUGCACUUGAGCGCCAAGUUUUUGAUUUUCUUGGCUACCAAUGGGGUCCUAUUUUGGCCAACUUUCUACACAUCGUUGUCACCAUCCUAGGCUUGUUUGGGACUCUGCAGUACAGACCCCGUUAUGUUAUUGCUUAUACCAUAUGGGCCGCCAUCUGGGUGACAUGGAACGUUUUCCUUAUCUGCUUCUACCUGGAAGUAGGAGAUUUGAAUAAGGAGAGUGAUCUCCUCUCAUUCCACGUGUCCCAGCACCAGUCCUGGUGGAGUGAACAUGGGCCUGGUUGUGUGAGGAAGGAAGCCCCCGUGGCUGGAGUGGCUGGACUGGAGAGCCACUCCUAUGUUUCUGUAAUCGGCUGCUCAGUCGAGUACCAGUACAUCGAGGUGAUGCAUAGUGCCCUGCAGAUUCUGCUGGCGCUCCUGGGAUUUGUGUAUGCCUGCUAUGUCACCAGUGUCUUCACAGAAGAAGAGGACAGCUUUGAUUUCAUUGGUGGAUUUGACCCAUUCCCUCUGUACCAUGUCAAUGAAAAGUCCAACCACCUGCUAGUCAAACAGACUUCCCUGCCGGCGUAAGUGACCAAUGCCGUAAACGAGGAAGAGGAUUCCUUCUGCCGAUGUCCAUGGACCCACAGCAAUAAUUAAUCUUUACAGCAAUUGUGUUAAAGUAUGGGUUACAAGUAGCACCAAAGAUCUGUGCCCAUAUCAACAAGCAUCUGUGCCACUCCCAGCAAAGAUACUGUGUCCUGCCUUUAGUUCGAAUUCCACCAUAAAGUGUGACCAACUGAAGGUGACCGCCAAAACCGGUUUGUUGUGAUCUACUUCACCAGACCUGUUUUUAGUGUUAAUACAAUCGCUGGGCUCCAGGCCCUUACUGCAGAGGAGUGGGACGUUAGAAGUUAAAUGUAGUGACAUAAGUAGCAGCAACAGCAAGUGGAGCAGUGCAACCUUACAUCGAUCUAUGGCUGAAUGGCCCAGUUCCCUACAGAGAACCAAGGGCUGGAAGAAUCUGGCUGAUACCACAUGGCCAGAGCAAGGAUUAACAUGACUUUUCAGACAGCCCCUGUGCCAAGUUAUAUAUGUUCUACACUAUGUUGUCCAUAGGAUGUCUGCUCUGUGGUUUAUGGAGACGCUGUGGUGCUAUUGGGGAGGGUAAUGUUUGUGUAUCCAUGUGCAGGGUCUGUACCUGCGGUAAGCAACACAUUUUUUCUGUGUUAGUUUGAUUUUAUUCCAAAUACAAUUUUUAUAAAGUGCUUUCCCA